Molecule: messenger RNA, 5484 nt
Organism: Porites lobata
Lineage: Eukaryota; Metazoa; Cnidaria; Anthozoa; Scleractinia; Poritidae
Source: the annotation of a GenBank genome assembly
GAACGUUGUACUUGGCAUCAAGAGGUAAGAAUUUUGAAUGUUUCAAACCUGAAAAAUCGGGAAUAAAGAAAUAAUAUAAACAUUCUGUUGAUUAUAUUUUAUUCCACCUUCUCAUCGCAGUCGGAAUCAGAGUUCCGCUAGGUUGGUUUGUUUGUUUUGUUAUUUUUUCCCAUUUGUGUGGUUUGACGGUCCCUCAGUUUUUCCAGUAAAAUCUUAUAGCUUCUCACAUUAUGUUUGUUGCCGCUUCAAUGAUCACUUUACAGACGGAGAUAAAAUUACCGUCCAGUUUUGCAGGGAAGGACACCAUAUGUAUAUAAUUGGGCGCUGGCAUUUGUCAGAAUCCUUUGAACUCUUUCAAAUUGAUUUCUGAACAGUUCUUAGAAAAAACAGUAUUAUGCAAAAGUUUUCUCAAAGAGGUUUCAUCUCUUUGAAUGUUAACACGUUACGAAUUCGUCAACAGAUGAAAAAGAAUUAGAGCUACCAAGAAUUCCAUAAUAACGUAGUCUAGAAAUUAAUGAGGAUUAUUGAGAUUGCUGUUGAUCAAUCACUCAGUUAUUGCGUGUGUUUGUUAUUUCAUACCAACUGCUUUGUUUUACAGGUCGUCGAAAAAGCUAUAAAUGUGUUAAAAAAAACUGCCGGGGAGGAUUUUCGAAUUGUGAUCAGUCUCGGUGUCAGGGAACGUGUACAGGAAGAAAACCCAUAUGUUGCUGCAAAGAGGGGGCAGGAGGUACGUUUAAUCUAGUUUCCUAAAACUUUGUCAGAAUGUUGGGAAUCGUUCAAAUCUAAAUUCGGGUUGAGUAGGUGGGUUUUUGUAUCAAUUGUCUCUUUGGGUGCAGAUUCGAAAAAGUACACGUCGUAAGCGAAUUUCUUGUAAAAAUAUGAGGCCUGCCACGUUUGGGUUUUAAUUACGACCAACGGCUCCAAAUUAAGAACCUGAGAUUAACUAUUGGACUUUUAUUUCGCAAUGAAAUGCACCUUAGCUACAGCCCUGGCCUGUAAGCUUGUACCACUGUACAUCUGUAAGAUUGCUUUGUCGUUUCUACUGGUCUAAAACUUUCUUGCGAAGCCCCGGAAUUGAAAACUGAAGAGGAAGGCAAGUCAAAAACACUGACUCACAAACCACACCAUAACUUGUAGCAAAAUAAGAGCAAGUAGUUCCUCUCCAAGUCUAGAAGUUUUCCAAGUGAGUGUGAAAAAUAGCUUGGUCUUGUCUUUUCUUUAAAUGGGAGCCAUGCUAAGCCAGAAGUUUUCGUCCCUUGUUAUUUCAAAGCUAAACAGUGGAACUUCACCAAAGGCUUUUAAGAAAAAAUAAUUGACCUGUUUUUAAACUAGUCAGCGGUUUUUAUAAACCGACAGUGUACUUAAUUUUUAGACGUAUUGUACAUCGUUGAAUUUUAGACAUUUAUUAUAGUACAAAUAGAAUUUUCACAUAUAUUUCCAUUUCUAAUACCCUUUAUCCCUUUUUAUUUAACAAUUAUUCCGCAAGUGCGCGUUCGAUAAGAGAUGGUAGCUAGGUAGCCAUAAUCGGCUAUAAUACUCUCGUAUCCAACAAGUGCGAAGUUUGGAAAGGUGCCUUGUACUACAUAAUGAACGCGGGUUUGGAUAUGCAGUGACGGUGAAUUACACAACGAGAUUUUGUUAUGUUCACUUGGAGUACGUAAGCCCACUUUUCUAUGUACUCGAGUCUGUCAGCUCCUUCAUAGACUCUUUUGUUUUUUUUUUUAGGUAACAAUGAACCUUAUUGUGCGAAAAAGAAAAAGGGUUGCAGACAUGGAUUUGAGCAGUGUCCUCCUCAGUCAUCGGAAUGUGGAAAGUGCAAAAAGAAACAAAUAUGUUGCUGCAAGGAAGGGGAUGGUGGAGGCGGUGGCGGUGGCGGAGGUAAGCCACAUAGCCUGAGUAACUGGCGUUCCUAAGGGGCUAGGGGAGAGGACCCCAAAAAUUUUGCAUAACCAUUGUAUCCAACUUCUCCAGGGUAUUACAGUCGGCAAUGCAUGGUUAUGCAAAAGUUUUGGGGGGAGGGAGGGGUGCGUAAAUAAGGUGCAUUAUGGUACAUGAAAAAUGUUGAAUGCGCGGACAAAUUUUCAAAUACUGAUUUGGGCUAUUGUUUAAGACAAUGGAAAGCUUAAUAAACUGCAUAAACACCAAGCAGGCAAAUUUUCACUGUCUGUGUUUGGUUCUGUAAGUUUCGCAGCUGUUGUGGUGCUUCCGAAAAAAAUGGCCUAAUUUUACCUAAAAUGCUUUUCCUUUCUAACUUUCUAUGUAUUUAGCAUCUUUAAAAUGUUUAAGAAAAAUUUAAAGUAAAUAAGUAAAAUUUCAAAAGGCACUUCUUGAACCUUCAUCAAAACAUAGCCUCGCUUAGCCAUGUUAAUAAUAAUAAUAAUAAUAAUAAUAAUAAUUAAAAUACUUCUAUAGCGCUACAAAAAAAAUGAUCAGUAGCGCUCUCUAAUAAUGCACUCAGUUAAAAAUCUAUUCUAAAAUGAUAUGAAUACAAAAUGCAAAAUGUAAAAUACAAUUGAAUAAAAAAAAUAAUUAGAUCAGAUAAGCUUAAAAAAAGGGCCCAAAUGAACUUCUAGUCUAACCUGUCCGAAAAAGGUGGGUCUUAACUUUGCGUUUAAAAUAGUUAAUGAUUGAAUAUCGCGCAAUUCAGCGGGCAAACUAUUCCACAAACUUGGCGCAGCAGCAUAUGCAGCAGCAGCUGGUGGUUUCAUCUGUGUAGCUGGUGAUUUCGUUGGAAAACGUUGAAAGAUUAAGGCGCACUUCAAUUAAAGCGUACGUUUAGUAACAAAAGGAGCUCCUAGAAGGUCCAUUGUUAAUUAAUGUAAAAUUACACUUGAUGCCCCCUUUAUAAACAGUCCCAUACUACAAAGACGAAAAUUACUGGAAUAAUGUGCGUAAUUAGCCCAUAAUUAUUUUGACGACUUAUUAAGUUUAUCUGCUAAUCAUGAGACCAUCAUCAGCUGCCAUCCUUUAAAACAAAUCCACGGCUGUUGCUCAUGGGUAUGAUUUGAUUCGACCUCGUCUCCAGGGCCCAUUUUCUAAGGUUGCCCCCUGUUGGGGAAUCCGGAAAAUUUUUGCUUGUGAAAUGUGGAAUACAGCUUAGGGAAUCCGGAAUCCCUCUAACAAUUGAAAUCCGGAAUCCAAGUUCCAUUGACCAAGAAGCCGGAAUUUAGCACCUAGAAUUCGGAAUCCACGGCGCGGAAUCCAUAAUCUUAGGGACUGGUCAUUAUUUAUCACCUGGGUGGGAGGGGGGGUGGGAAGGAUUUGGGGGGGAUCACUUGACUUUUAGGAGAACAAAAGUGGGGAUCAGUCGUAAAUGAGAACCCAAAAGGGGGGAUCACUGAAAACUUUGGAAGGAUUCAGAGGGGGGACCACUCAAAUUUGCUUGGAAAAUAAAGACAUGGGGACAGGGGGGGGGAAGAUCGUGAAAGUCAUCAAAUGUUAUCAGGGGGAUCACUUCAGUGGAGUAAUAUUCAAAGAGGGGAUUGGCUAAAUUUCACCUUGUUUAGCCCCAAAGCCAGCCCACCCUCCCCCCUCACCCCCAGGCGAUAAAUAAUGACCGGUCCCUAAGACUGCCUUAGACUCGCUUACAUGAGGCGACUAAGGGAAAAGCACUGAGGGCGAGGUUGGAUUUGUUACCUUGUUUUUUCAGUCUCUCUUCAAAGUACGGCCAGCUUGUGUAGAGACGUGACCGUUGUGGGGAGAAAUGGGUACCAAUUUUUGGGAAAAGCUUAGCAGGCGUCGAAAGGGGUAGGGGAUAGGGAAAAAGAAGGGAAAAAGGGAGGGGGGGUGCUUUUCUCCCUCCCCCUCUCCCUCCCCUUUUUGCGCCUGCCACGUAGGCUAGGAAAAGCUGCAAAUUUUGACUCAAAAAUAAUGAAAUAAAUAAAAUAGAUAAACUGUUCAUUAUAGCACGUUCAUACGUAAUAUAAUACGACAGAAAUGUGCCCGUUGAAAAGAAAUCAGAAAAAUCAGAAAAUCAGAGUGAUAGUGUUGUUUUCAAGAUAAAUAUACGGUUAACGUUAUGACUUAACACAGAUUAUUCAUCUCAGUUUUCUUUUCCUGGACCCUAUGAUGUGGCUACUAGCUCGGUCAAAUCCGGCUAGACCCCUUGUAGCGCACACUGUUUGAAUUCAAACGCAUUUUAGCGAUCGGGGUUGGCCGGAAAUGAGGAACUUACGGAAGUGGGAGAAUUUGAGAACCAUAUUGGGCGCUGUCAAUCAUGGCGUAAAAAGAAAUAUUUUAAAAGCAAGUGUAAUGUUGAUGAUACAGGGUCUUCGCCAGAGAAAGUGGGACUCACCUCGCAUAACAACUACCGACAAACUCAUAAAGCCCCUCCAAUGCAGCUUGAUAGUGGUUUGAACAGCGAUGCGAUGCGUUAUGCAAAAAAACUUGCUCAAAAAGGAAGUCUUGAACAUGAUAAAACGACUGACGAGGGUGAGAACUUGGGUUAUCAAUGUCGCCCUGGCAGUGAUGCCGAAUUAGUGGAGGCAGUCGUCGACUCGUGGUGAGUUUCUUUGGUUAAUCAUUUAUUUAUUUAUUUGCAAAGUUUGCCUAAGAGCUUCACGCUCACAGAGAGGACUCAAGCUCGUUUGUAAUGACAGUUAGACUUAUAGAGAAAAACGAAACAGCGAUAACAACAACAACAACAAAUUCAACAAAAACAGAACGACGUACAUAAAAUCAAUCGUUAUUGGCGAAGUCCUUUACUUCCCUACACGUUUUUUUACGCAGCGCGCAAAUUUGUACUUUUCACUAGCUUUACCAUCCCGUUCUAUCCCUGCCGUGAAGGCCUGGAAACAAGUCAUUCUGACCACACCACUCAAAAAUAGAAUAACCGGUAUAAUCAUAGUUAACGCUAAGUUUAGUUCUAAUUACUUUAUCAGAUAUACUCUUUUUUACGUGAGAAUGUUGUUUUUCCGGCCCAGGCUGAAUAUUCUUUCUGCCAAUUUAGGGCUGAAAAUAUUCUUGUAUUUUUCUUAAAUUGUAGUUUAUGAGACUUUACGAUUUAGAAUGUAUUGGGGCCUCAAUUAUAGUUAGUGCAGGUUUUUUGGUUUUGUUGGCUAGUUUUGCCGUUAAGAGAAAGGAAUAUUGAGUUAAAAACAUAUAAUUGUAUUGUAUUUACAGAUUUUCAACACACAAAAUUACAACCUGUUCUAAAUCUUAGCCUCGGGUUUAUCCUUAAAAUUUCGCAAAAUUUCAGCCUCCAUAUUAUUAUAAAAUAAAUCCUUAUAUAAGAAAGAGUGCCGGUAUAAUAUCCAGUUACUUUUAAUUUUCAGGUAUGAUGAGGUUCGUAAGUACAACUUCAACAAACCCGGAUUUUCAUCGGCUACUGGACACUUUACUCAAGUAGUUUGGAAGGCAAGCACAAAGCUUGGUAUUGGAUUUGAAAGAGGAAGAAAUGACUGCCUGUUUGUCGUUGGUCGCUAUAAACCGGCUGGAAACUUUGGAUCCCGGGAUGAUUACGCCGAAAAUGUACUGCCGGGUUGA